CUUCCGUGUGUGUGUAUGUGUGCAACAGGGAGUGCCGCCCGCGUGCUUGUGUGUGUGUGCGCAAAAGGGAGCGCCGCCCGCCAACUUCCGCGUGCAAGGAAGACUGGAGCGCCGCCCGCCCGCGCCCAGCCAGCAAUAGGAAACCCGCGCUCCCCGCCAAGCCCGCCCCUCCGCGGCGAGCCGGAGUGGGCGGGACAGGCCCGAAGCCACGCCCCAGCCGAGGCGAAGCCCCACAGGCCGCCUUGGUCUCGCUCGCCCGCGUCCCGCCCCACGACUACAUUUCCCGGCAAGCCCCGGGCCACCCGCGCGCUGCAGUUGACCCAUUUCCCGGCCCGUCACGGGCUCGGCCGGCCCCCGCGCCCAGGCGGCUGCUCCCUGCUGACUGGGGUGUGGGCGGGAGCGGCGGAGGGAGGAGGAGGCGCUGCUUGCCGCCGCUGUUGCCUCCGCUGCUGGGCGCCGGGGCAGCUCCCCGGGUAUCUGCGGCCGCCAUGGACGAGCAGGCGGGUCCCGGCGUCUUCUUCAGCAACAACCACCCGGGCGCCGUACAGUCUCCCAGGGAUCCUGCACUUCCUGCAGCACGAGUGGGCCCGCUUCGAGGUGGAGAGAGCCCAGUGGGAGGUGGAGCGGGCGGAGCUGCAGGCCCAGAUCGCCUUUCUACAGGGAGAAAGGAAGGGCCAAGAAAAUUUGAAGAAGGAUCUUGUGAGGAGGAUCAAAAUGUUGGAGUAUGCUCUUAAACAGGAAAGAGCCAAAUACCACAAGUUGAAAUAUGGGACAGAAUUGAAUCAGGGAGAUAUGAAGCCCCCAAGCUAUGAUUCUGAUGAAGGUAAUGAAACAGAAGUGCAGCCACAACAAAACAGCCAGUUAAUGUGGAAACAAGGUCGGCAACUACUCAGACAGUAUCUACAGGAGGUGGGUUAUACAGAUACUAUUCUAGAUGUGAAAUCUAAACGAGUGCGAGCUUUGUUGGGCUUUUCAAGUGAUGUCACUGACAGGGAAGAUGACAAAAAUCAGGACUCAGUUGUAAAUGGCACAGAGGCUGAAAUUAAAGAGACAGCAAUGAUUGGAAAAUCUGAGUUAACAGAUUCUGCCUCCGUGCUGGAUAAUUUCAAAUUCCUUGAAAGUGCAGCUGCAGAUUUCAGUGAUGAAGAUGAAGAUGAUGAUGUUGAUGGAAGAGAGAAAAGCAUCAUUGAUACUUCAACAAUUGUUAGGAAAAAAGCAUUGCCUGACAGCAGUGAAGAUCGAGAUACAAAAGAAGCUCUAAAGGAGUUUGACUUCUUGGUUACAUCAGAGGAAGGAGACAAUGAAUCUAGAAGUGCAGGCGAUGGAACAGACUGGGAAAAGGAAGAUCAGUGUCUCAUGCCUGAAGCGUGGAAUGUGGACCAGGGAGUAAUUACCAAACUCAAGGAACAAUACAAAAAGGAGAGAAAGGGGAAAAAGGGGGUGAAGAGGCCCAAUAGGUCAAAACUACAAGAUAUGCUUGCUAAUUUGAGAGAUGUUGAUGAACUUCCUUCGUUGCAGCCAUCUGUGGGUUCACCUUCCAGACCCAGCAGCUCCAGGCUUCCCGAACAUGAAAUUAAUAGGGCAGAUGAAGUGGAAGCAUUGACAUUUCCUCCUUCUUCUGGAAAGUCAUUCAUCAUGGGAGCAGAUGAAGCCCUUGAAAGUGAACUGGGACUUGGAGAAUUAGCAGGUCUUACGGUGGCCAAUGAAGCAGACUCACUAACUUACGAUAUAGCGAACAAUAAAGAUGCAUUGAGGAAGACAUGGAACCCUAAGUUUACAUUAAGAAGUCACUUUGAUGGCAUCCGAGCCCUUGCUUUCCAUCCCAUUGAGCCUGUUUUGAUAACAGCGUCAGAGGAUCACACAUUAAAAAUGUGGAAUUUGCAGAAAACAGCCCCAGCCAAAAAGAGCACUUCUCUUGAUGUAGAACCUAUCUAUACAUUCAGAGCCCAUAAAGGUCCAGUGCUUUGUGUGGUAAUGAGCAGCAAUGGUGAGCAGUGUUACAGCGGUGGUACUGAUGGACUGAUCCAGGGCUGGAACACCACUAAUCCCAACAUCGACCCCUAUGAUUCUUAUGAUCCUUCUGUUUUACGAGGCCCUCUGCUAGGCCACACGGAUGCAGUCUGGGGUUUGGCUUAUAGUGCAGCACAUCAGCGUUUGUUGUCCUGUUCAGCAGAUGGCACUCUGCGUUUAUGGAAUACAACGGAGGUUGCUCCAGCACUAAGUGUGUUUAAUGAUACUCAAGAAUUGGGAAUCCCUGCCUCUGUGGAUCUAGUGAGCAGUGACCCGAGCCAUAUGGUAGCAUCAUUCAGCAAGGGAUAUACAAGCAUCUUUAACAUGGAAACACAACAACGCAUUCUAACUUUAGAAUCCAAUGUAGAUACAACAGCCAACUCUUCCUGCCAAAUAAAUAGAGUAAUCAGUCAUCCUACUCUUCCAAUCAGCAUCACUGCUCAUGAAGACAGGCACAUCAAAUUCUAUGAUAACAAUACAGGCAAACUGAUCCACUCGAUGGUAGCCCACCUAGAAGCUGUUACAAGUUUAGCAGUUGAUCCUAAUGGCCUUUACUUGAUGUCUGGCAGUCAUGACUGUUCAAUACGUUUAUGGAAUCUAGAAAGUAAGACAUGUAUCCAAGAAUUCACAGCUCAUCGAAAGAAGUUUGAAGAAUCGAUUCAUGAUGUAGCUUUCCACCCAUCUAAAUGCUAUAUAGCCAGUGCUGGAGCUGACGCACUGGCUAAAGUCUUUGUAUGACGCAGUGCAUCAUCUUCACCUUCUAGCUGUUUAUAAGUAAUCAACUGCACAAAAGAGAUACAGAAGAUAAGGGCAAGAAUCAACUCAUCCUGCCCUUUUGUUCUGCUGAAGGAGCACAGAGAACAUUUGUUGAAGUAUAGUUUUGCAAUUCAUAUACUGUUUUCUAAAACUAAGGUUUGUUCAGGUUGCUGCAAGCUCAGCUGAAUCUGUGAGCCAGAGGUCUGUUUCAAAUUUCUCCCAAAAGACGCCUUUAUUUCUGAGGUUGUUCUAAUUCGCUAGGCAGGCCUGAGCGAAUAAAAGUUUAGCUUGUCCCUAUUGAGUAAGUAGGGCAUGCUGCAAUGGAUAAUUAAGAGGCUUGAUAGCUGGGACUAAACAGAAGAAAAGUGGGAAACUUAGACCAAGUUCUCUUUUGAGAAAUCUUGUUAAACACAUUAAGUAGUCAAAAUAGUAAUCUUUAUCAUAUCUGCCAUACUAACCCUUUCGUGUAUAAUGACCAGGCAGUGUUAAACUGAGUUUUUAAUUUGGCUCUCCUUUCAGCUGUUCACAUAAAGCACCUGGCAAAGCAUUUUACCUUUUGGGGGAGAAAAAUGCAAUAAUAUGUUAAAUAUAUUACUAUUCAGAAAUGCUAAACAAAUACUUAGUUUGCAAGCAGAUUUCUAUAUUGUAUUACAGUUUGAAAAUAGAUUUGGUAUCAUUCUGAAGUUUAGCUAUCAAGCACUCACCAUUGUGAAGAAUAGUUGAUGGGCUCUGCUUUUACUAAAGGAUUUAACUUAUUCAGGUUUGAAAUUCUGUUUAUUUUUUAAGGCUAAACAGGGCAUAUCUCUAUAAUAAUUUCUAUUUUAAAAUUCACUUUAUUCAUGUGACAUUUCUAGUACCAGAGUGAUUAUUUCAUACCAAUGAAAUCUUACUUUUCAGUGACUGAAAAGAUGGAAGUUAUUUGCUAAUACUUGUUUAUCAACACCCAUCUAACGAUGCUUCAGAUGAUCUGUGCUCUUUCUUCUUUGUCUGUCACAUUCAACUUAUCUGACAUUACCAAGAAUAGUUCAUAAUUAUUAAGAGUCCAAAGAAUAUGGUUAACUUCAUGCAGCUGCUUUUGGGGAAGUACUACUAAAAGCAAAUGUUUUGUAUCCCAGAAGUCCUCUAUUAAUCUCUCUCAGAAUAAUCUCCUGGAAAUCUGAAUGUAAGAGUUCAUUGCCAAAUAUUGACUAAAAAGGUCUGUCUUUCUCUCUCCCUAUUCCUCCCCCAUUGUUAUAAUUGAGAUAUACAUGUUUUAAUAGGCAGUGAAUCAGUAUUGUUUCUUGGGAAAUCCAUACCUUAAAAGGCCAGGCUUUCCCAGCCCAACUUACCUGUGACCCACCUACAUGUGGUCAGCUUUUGGGAUUCCUAAGACACCACUACUUAGACCUAGUCUCCUGUCAUACAGACCUUAUUUCUAUAGCUGUUAUGCUUCUCUUUAUUCUCUUUUUUCUUUGUCCCAAAUGACAGAGACGAUUCUAGAAAUUAGAAAUAAAUUAUUAAUGUCCAACUUGCCACCAAAAAAAUAAAUAAGCUCUUAGAUAUAAAAAAAUAUUAAAUAUAUAAAUAUUUUAAUCAAUUAAAAUAAUUUCUACAUAUUCCAUUCCCCACAUUUUCCAUCAUCAUAACAGUGAUACUUCUCAUGAUAUGUACAUCUCCUUGAAAAAGUAUGCUGGUGGUGAUGUGGCUAAUGAUCGACAAUAUUUCUAUAAAAUUUCGCUUGUUUGCCCCUAGAAUUCUGCAUUAUACAGGCAAAUUUUCAUUAAAGACAUGUGCUAAAUUUGCCUUAUUUUCAUACAGAUAUGCCGUAGUAUUUUUAACACAGCUACCUUUUCUCAUCUUUGUACUUUGGUUACAAGCAGGCUUAAGAGACUCCUUUAUGUAAUUAAAUGAAUUGACCUAAACAUGAGCUAUCAGGUGAGUGCUUAUAUUUCCUUGCAGAUACAGAAUUCCAUAUUGUGUUCAGUAAAUUUCUUUUGGUUCUUCAUAGUGAAGAAAGAAUGUUUCUAACCUAACAUUUGUAGAAGGAUACUGGAAAAUUCCUUCCAGGAAGGAAGGAAGGUGCCAUUACUUAGUGUAUUUAUGAUGGAUUACCACAAAACUGUUGUUCUACCAAUUAUUGUUUUAAUUACCUUCUAAGAUCUUCAGUACCUGCUUUACUAAUGUCACUGAAAUUCUGAAAACCAAGACAUUCUUACCCUGUUCAUUUUAUGCUUCAUGGUUGAAAUUUUUCUGUUAGUAAGUGUAAAAUAACCAUGAGAUACAUAGACUAUAGUGCAAAUGGAACUGUUGAAAGUUCCUUAGAAAGCCAGUGCAGUGCCACUGGAGACUAUAGAGAGAGUCUUCUCUACCAGCACUGCAUGAUCUCAGCCUAGAAAUGAGCCAAAGCUGUCUUCCAUCCAGAGGAGCAUAUACAUGUGUCUGACUUUUCCCCUAGCCUGUUGAACAUUCAAUGAAACUUCACAGAAUGAACAAAUUCAAUAUUUACACAGCCAUUGAAAUGCUUUCGUAGAGCUUCAUUUGUAAAUAUUUCGGAUGAAAUGUAUUGGAAUAGUAUGAAAGUCAGCAGGAGGUGUGAAUCCCUGCCUUAUUUUCAUAUGCUAUGGAUACAUCUCUGGGAGCUUGCAGCACCCUUCUCAAAACUCAGCUGUCAUAUAGAGCUCAUUUGCUACUCAAACCAUAGACGGAUAUUUAACGUAAGUGAUAUAAUGACCUUCAGUAUUUUUCUAAUGAACAAGUUUAGCAACUUUUGCCAUUAAACAGAUACUUAGUUAUGCAAAAUAUUUAGCUUUUAUAAUCAUUUUAGUUAUGACCAAAAGCGGAGAGAUUGAGCUGCAUCACUGAUGAUGAACUUUGUGAGAAAUUUUUUUUUUUAAUCUGACUUUCAUUCCUUCAGUAUUCUUGCUAUAAAUUUCUUUUGGAAAUAAUGAUGAAGAUUUAUUUGAAAAUGUCUAAAAUGUAUGUAUAUUUUAUAAAUAUAUAUUAUAUAUAUUGUAAGAAUAUAUAUAAUAUAUAAACUAUAUAUAUAUAUAUAUAAAACCAUAGGUGCAUUUUACUGUUUUGUAUUUUCAUUUUUGGAGGUAGUAUACACAGCAGAUGAUGAGUAUGAUGAGUGUUGUGCUGUUUGCUUUUGCAGUAUAAUAUAUAGUUCUAAAUGUUUAAAUUACUGUAUAUACUAUAUUCAUUAUAGGCUAGCAUGCUUGUUUUAAAGACUGUCGUUCUAGUGUAUUAAAAUCUGAAUGUAAGAAAACCUGGCUAUUCAAAUGUGAAUUGAAAAAUACUUCAUUCUCAGUUCUGAACUAUUUCCAUUGAACAUUCAGGCUUUUUAACAAAAACAAAUAUCAAGAAGGCAAUAGCUAGAAAAUGAGAGGUGCCUUUAAAAAUAUAUAUAUAUAAAUGCAGCCUUACAGUGAGGAUGAAGAUUGAGUUUGGGGCAGGGGUUGAGGGGGCAGAGAGAGAGGAAGAGUUAGAGAGAGAGUGAGAGAGAGAGUGUAUGUAUGUGUGUGUGUGUGUGUGUGUGUGUGUGUUUACCAAUCUGUGAAGGUCCUGAUUUGUGACCAUCAAUGUAUUUUUAAUAUAUCUGCUCAACUUCUAGGACUUCAGGGGACAUUUCAUGCGCUUUGUGCUCUUUUGAGUACCAUAUAUACUUUCCAAGAAUUUUGAAUGUGAACUCCUAGAAAUUUCAGUAGAGAAAAUAUAGCUAUUCUUUAAUUGUAGUAAAGUUCAGGUAGAAGGAAAAAUGAUUGGUUCACCAAAAUUAUGGGAUCUCAUUAAUGUUGGCUAAGUAAAUGUCAUUUUUUAAAGGCUCACUUUUUAAUACUUCAUAUAUUUCCCUCUUACAAAACAGCAUGUCAUGAAGUUCUUACGUGAUAAAGAUUUAACGAGUAAAUAUUAUUUUUAGGAAUUACCUGAACUAGUUAAAAAUUCCACCUAAGAAUAGUCUUAAAAUAUUUAAAUGGCAUCUCUCAUAUCUACCUCUUUGUCAUUGCUGCCAUUUUAACUGAAGCAAAUCUUUAUGACAUCUGAAAUGAUGGUUGGAUGCAAUUAAAAAAAUCUAUGUUGGUGCUUUUCUCAGGCUUUAUCAUUUAAGCUAUAUUAAGAUGUCACAAAUCAGAUUGAAAGGCUUUGUUUUUCUUUAAAAUAAUUGCUUAAAAUUAACCAUCAAUGUGGUUAGUGAGUGGAGAUAAUGGAUCUUUGGUUGGUAUAUGUCUGUGUGAUGUUUUCAACCAAUAGCCAAAUUAUUAAUGAACUUACAUGAAAAAGAGUUCUAACUAUAAUUUUAUUCAGAUUACUUUAUUCUUUGAAAGUGAUUUCAAGACUAUUAAAAACAUAAUCAUUCAUUUUAUUUACUCAGAAAUUGCCUCUCCGUUACUGUUACUUGUUUAGUUAUUUAUACAAUUGCAGUACUUUAAGUGUUUGACACUGGGAUUCAGGUUGUACAAAGUAGUAGCUGACAAAAAUAUGUAUUUUUUUUGUGAAAUGUAUCAAAUCGUAAAGUUCAUUUUAGAGAAAGGCCUAGAAAACAUCUGUUUGAAAACAAAGGACAGUUCAUUCGUGAAUAAUUGGUAUAAUUUUUACUUUUGCCUUGUGAUUGGCCAUAUCCGUCAUCCAACUGGAUCUUCAUGUCAGUGUAAGGGAUGCCAAGUUGACAAAGUAUUUAAUAGAUUCUUUGCAUCAGUUUUUUUUUUUUUUAAUUCUAAAAAAACACAAAUGUUAGGCCAAACAGAUCCCUAGAUCCCACUUAUUGAUUCUAUCAGUAUUCCUGAAGUGGUGCUUAGGGGGUCAGAAUUUUCUGGAUCUUUGCUAAUCCAAACUUUAGAUUUGAUUUAACCGGGACCACAUGCUUGUCAUCUCUCUGAUGCAGAUUUUCAAAAUCAUUUUAAUUUGGAUUAACUCUAAUGUCUGCCUGGGUUUUUAACAGGCUGUGAACCAGUGAGUGCCUUGUUAAUGUAGAAUGAUUUUUCCCCCCUGGGUGGGUGUUAGCUCCUCUCUGAAAAUAUCUCAGAGAAUGAUAUAUUAAUUGACUGUAGAGAGCUGCUAAAUUUGGUAUUAUCAGCAGUCAGAAAGUCUUUGGUUUACCGUCUCCCUCCCUGCUAUCUCCUCAUUGUUUGGCUGAAGUUUGCCUCUUGUGAGAAAAUAAUACAACUCCCCUUCUCCACACUCUUUUUUUUUUUCAGCCCAGAUAAAGAGGUAUCCCCUACUCCCAUCCUAACUCUAUGAUCUAAUACCCGUUUUUAGGAGGAACCACUUCUUUUAUUUAAUAUUGAAAUCUGCUGGUUAUUUUAUGUCUUCUCAAGUUCAGUUGACUAGAGCUAACCACAGGGUGUAUCAUCAGUUCAGUUUCCUAAAUAACCCUUUCUUUCCACACCCAGUCCUCCAGCUGGUGAGCCCUGGGCCAGAUCGUUUGAUCUUUAGGUAUUUUAAAUUUUAUUUACAUCAAUUAAUGUAAAUUAAUCCAAAUGCUAAUUUUUGUGGUGCCAGAAGUUUCUUUUGUAAAUUCAGGGUAUGGAUAAGCUAAUUAAGAUAUCCAUCUUUGGUGGCUCUAAGUGUAUUAUUUGUUUUUAAAUAAAGUGUACAAAUAUAGAUAAUGUGCUAUAGGUGUCUCAUGAAUUGGAAUGUUUGUCAGAUUUGGAAUCUAGCUGUAACUUUACAGUGAAUCAGUUAAAUUAACAUAGUCUGAUUUGGGGCAUUUGGGGGUAGGAGUUGUAGAGGAGUGCAGAGAAAUAUAAAAGGAUAUUAGAUAAAGUAUAUGUGAGUCCAAAAUUAUUGAACCAGUCUUAAUUACUGAUUGUGAGGAAGGAGAAGUUUAUCACUACAGAGAAUUUGGGCCGCUGAAAAGCUAGUAAAAUUAAAAUAUCUUCUAGGAUUGGAUCAGUGAUACUUUCAGAGGCACAUGUUUAAUGAAUAGGUUUUAUGUUUUUCAAAUGUUCAGUUUAAAUGGCUUUUAAAAUUUAUACACACAUAUGUAAAUACAAUGUUUUAUUUUUUCUUUGUUUGGUUACUUAACAGACACACAUAAGUCUUCCACUCUCCCUGCCCCUUCAAAUCAACAUUAUUUUUCAAGGCCUUUGGCCUGCCCAGAACUCAGUCUCUGUGUUCCAUCUGGAUCCACGAUACAAUAUGGAAUUCCUUGAAACUAUCCGCCAUUGUUUGGUGUUCUGUAUGCUGGUAUACUAAUGAAUAUUAUAUCCUUUGGUAUGUACACACAUUUUUCAGUAGUGUUAGAAACAUCUCUUUUAUCUUUUUAAUGAGAACUGAGACAUGAUUAGCUGGACUCAUUUUGGAGUGAUCUAUCUCAGGAGGUCAUUAAAACUCCCAAAAUUAUUCAUGGAUUGAUGAACCCCCUGGGGUUAGCCUAGUAUUGCCAGGUAGUAUUCUGACCUUCUCUGGGCUUCCCAAGAUCACUGAUGUUUUGUGACCCAGCAUUGUCCUGGCUUAUAAGGUAUUCCCAGAACACCUGGGAGUUGAGCAUACCUUUUGAUCUAAACAUUAUAAUCAUGGAGCAUCCUUUCACCUGUGUAUUUCUCUGGAUGACCAGAACACUCCAGUUCUGUAAAGAAGCACUAACAUACAGAUCUGCAGCUCUGAAAAUUGGAAUCCAUUUUCUGAAACAAAUUUUAGCUCAGUAAAAUUUUGUAUAUUUUCAAAAAAUUCAAAAUCUACCAAACAUAAAAUGACUCACUUUCACUUAAACUCUAUAAAACCUUAACCUUUUCCUUAUUCCUAAUUAAUAUUUCACUAAAGGUAAUAGUGUUUUCAGGUAGAUCGGCAGUCAUUAUUUGGGUGAGUGAAGUCUGCCGUAACCUACUGAUAGGAAGGACCUAUUUCAUAGAAAAGUAUCUUGUCCUUGGUGAUUUAGCCAUUCACCUUACAUGAAGACUGGUCCAGAUGCCAGCUCCACAUUGACUUUUUCUCUGUACCUCUUUAGAUAAUUAACCCAGUGGUGUAAAGGAGAGCCCACAGUAAAACAUCUGUUAAACAGCACUUGGAGUACUAGAGUUAGUGUUACUGAUUUAUGUGCUAUAAUUUUUUAUGCCAUCAUAAGAUUUAGUGUAUUUAUCAGAUUCCCAAUUCAUUACCUCAAACAAAAGAUUUUUAAAAAUCAUAUAAUAGCAUCAUCAAAUUAAGGGUAAUAGAGAGAAACCCAUCAUCUGCAAUUAAGAAUGCCCGAACUGAAAACUUUAAGAAAAAAAGCAUGUGAAAAGCAAAAUUUUGCAUUAAUCAUGAGUUGUAGAUGUAAACAGCUUGUGGUUUAUAUGUAUGUGCUGAAAUGGUAAAGUAUACUGGCAACCAACUACUUCUCUUUGGAAAUGGGACCAAGACAGUAAUUUUCAUGCAUAAACAAAAUUAACUUAGAGCAAAAGUAAUUUUAUCAGAAAGAGUUUAUUUUGGGUGCUGGAUAACUUGGGUGAGAGUGUGGGGAAAGAAGUACCUUACCAAAAAGGAGAAGCAGCUGGCCCUGUGGCCUGACCCACAUUGUCUUCCAUUUCAACUUCAAUGGGCUGACAAGAGAUCACUUCUGACCCCAAAGAAUGAGUGGUUUCGAGUCUGGCUUGUUUAUCAUUGGUCCUUGUUAUCUAAAUUAAAUAUUUUUAGGAAAGAUUUGAAAAGUAUCCUAGAGCCCCCUGCAAAGCAUCAGAAGGCAUAGUUUUCAUUAUAUUUUAGGGAGCUAUAAAAACAUAAGCUCAGGUAUUUUGUGUCAUCUGCAUAUGUCAGGAUGAAAACCAGGCAUAUGAGAAAUGUCCUAAAAUGGCCAAGUGAUAAUCUCAUGAAAAAAUAUGAGAAUCAUUUUUAUGGAGUGAGUUCUCUUUUGAAUGGCUUUGACUAUGCUUUUAAAAACAUUUUUUUUUAAAUGUACUUACAUCUUUUUCUAUAGCCCACAUAUUUCAGAAUAUCCUCUUGAUAGGAUAAUAUCACUCAGUAUGAUUUUUAGAAAAAGAAAAACUCACCAGUCUCAUAUCUUUUGACAGUUGUUUGUGAAUAGUAUCCUCCCCAACAACCUUCCCAGUACUCAACUUCCAUGUAAGAGUGGUUUCUUAUGUGGUAAAUGCCUCAGUAUUUUGCUGCCUGGUAUUUGUUUGGUUUCUUUAUAUAUCUCAGGGUCAGAAGGAAUCAGGCUUUCUCCCAACUCUGAAACAUUCAGACUUCCUUUCUUUUUUUGCUCAACCUUUUAACAAGCAGGACAAGUAAGCUCCUUCUGUCAGAAUUGAUUUGAUUAAAAAAAAAUACACUCCUUAUUUCUUAUUGCUGUAGAAGACUUAGGAAUACACAUCUACUAAUUACAAUGAAAAGAUAAGAGAAUCUUUAGAAAUGUUAUUGCUUUCUGGAGAUAGAAAUUAUUUUACUUUUGAACUUGAAGGUUGUAGUUCCGUGCAAUUUUGCGCCCCUGAUGUGUGCAAUUGAUAAUAUAACUUGCCUUUGCUAAUAAAUACACAAAUAUUUUAUUUCCUGUGAUUCUUCAGAAAUUAUUUUUGGAAUAUGAAGAUUAAUAGGGAAUUAUGUGAUGUUUAUCUCCUGCAUUCUUUCAAAAUCUUCUGGAUUUUUUUUUUGAGGCAUAGGAAGCAGGUAAUGAGAAUAUCUUGAUUCUCCCCCCUUAACCCAGAUUUGCAUCUUACACCUUGCUCAUUUGUUACCUACAAAAAUAAAGGUUAAUGAUUAUAUGUUUGCUUUUGUCGGUAUAAGCUCCCUAAGGCACAGACCAUGUUUGUUUUUCUUAUAUUCCUCUUAGUGCUGUGACUGGUGCCUUGCCAUAUAAAAGGUACCCUGCAAAUGUUUGUUGAUUGAGUAAUCAGAGAGCCCAUUUCAAAAUCAUAAUCUUUCCAAAUCAUCAAAGACCAAAAAACAAACAAAAAAAAUCUUUGACAGUUGAUGCUCAAAUCUGUUGGUUCUGUGGAGCUUAUCCUAAGAUUGAGGUCCGCACCUUGACUGGAAGGAAUUUGGACUUCACCUCACAGGUGAUACUACAGAGUUCCAGUCCUGCUUGCAUGAAAACAGCAGAACAUGUUGGGGACAGAGAGGAGUCCCAAACCCUGUUGAUGGCCUUCCUUCCAUCCCCGCACCCUCACAUCUUUUUUGCUCAUUCCCUGUUCCGCACUGGCUUCUGAUCCGUUGAAGGGGAGUUUCUCUUUUAGCCUGGAACCUGAGCCUGCCUUGAUUAUUGUGGGCUCGGAACAGGUGCAUUUCCACAAUCUUUCCUUGCGACCCACAGAUGGCCCUACUGACUGCUUUUGUCCCAGGGGAAAGAGGAACCUCCCAGUGGAAGCUUGUCAGGAAAGGCAUCCCUCUGGGGAGCUUCUUUUGGAGAUGAAGACUCUGGGGCAAAGUUCCUCAGGAUGCUCUCAGGCUGGUUUUUGCCUUGAAGAUUUUAUAGUAAUUAUACCCAUGUUUAUGAAACCUCCUAGGAACAUCUCUGUCUUUGAUUUCUGGCGGCCCUCCAGCAGGGCCCAGGUGUCUUGAGGGCUUUAGCUGAAGGGCUUAAUUGUUUCAGGAAUAGUCAACAAGUUAGAGACCAACUAUUUAUAUUUGAUAUUCAAAUGACUUUAAGUCACUAAAAGAACACAGUAGCAAAUUACCUAUGAAAUAUUCAGUGGAUAUCUCAAUAUUAAAUUUAUGUACCAUGUAAAAACUCAUUAAAAUUACAAAAAAUAUGAUUCCUUUAAGAUCAAUUAGGCAUGGAAGAAAGAGCAGGAAUUUGGCCUGGACAUGGGACAUUUGUUGUCUGUUAGGCUUUAGACAAGCCAACUCUUCUAAAUUGGUUUCUCAUCUAUGAAAUGGGGAUAAUAGAUCUGCCUAAUUAGGUUGAUUUGAGAUAAUGGAUGUAAAACACCUAAUAAAAUAAGCAUCCAGCAAAUAACUAUUUUUCACUCUCUGAAUCCAUACUUCUGGUCAUGUAGUUCUGUCACACUCCUGGUAGGAGAAAUAGGUUAGAAUGAACAGCAAGAGUAGCAGAAAACUAUUUGGCUUAAUAUUUGAGUGCCAGCUAUAUGCCACACAGUUCUAGUUGCUGGCAGUCAGCAGUAAACAGACAAAGCCUUUACCUGAUGCAGCGCGUUCCAGGUGGGGGAACAAGUAAAAUAUCUGGAAUAUUAGUGAUAAGUGCAGAGGAAAAAAAGCAGGGAAGGGGGAUGAUUUGAUAUUUUUCAGGUUAAGAAAGUCGCGAAUUUAAUGCAAAAAAUUAACACGAACAGUAAAUGCGUAAAGAUGCAUAAUGGCAAAACUAACCAUGUCCCAUCAUACCCCUUCAUUCCUACCUCCCUGAUAUCUGUCAUUCUAAUUAUUCAUACAAGUAUGUAUACCCAAUUAUUACAUACAGGCUUUUAUUCUACAUACUACACUGCACUUGCUUUUUCUAAUGUAAUAUGUAUCAUGAGCACCUUACAAAUCUAUAAAGAUCUCUUAAAUUUCUCAGUAUACACAUACAGUCUUACAUAAAUGAGAAGUUUUUUGGUGGGCAGUUUGCUUUAAAUAAAUGGGAUCAUGUAUGUUUUCCACAUCUCACAUUUCUCAUUUAACAGUAUAUGAUGAGAAUUUCUCAAGUCUAUCAUAGCUCUUACUUCCUUUUUAUUAUUACAAUAAGCAUUCCUGUGUAUAUGUCACUAUGAUGGUUUUACUUCUGUGGAAUAGAUUACCUGGAGUAGGAUUGCUGGAUUGAGAAAAAUGUAUAUUUAAAUUUUAAAAUAAAUAUUGACAGAUUGUUUCCAAAAGUGGCCGGAACAAUUUGUAUUUCCAUCAGUAAAUGUAUAAAAAUACUUUUCCCUUAAUACUCAUGGCAAUAACUAUUGUUAACAUUAAAAAAUACAUAGAAAAAU
Molecule: messenger RNA, 13571 nt
Organism: Callithrix jacchus (white-tufted-ear marmoset)
Lineage: Eukaryota; Metazoa; Chordata; Mammalia; Primates; Cebidae
Gene: STRN
Product: striatin
Cellular component (GO): dendrite
Molecular function (GO): calmodulin binding; protein-containing complex binding; protein phosphatase 2A binding
Source: RefSeq, a predicted model, not a curated record